Molecule: messenger RNA, 1518 nt
Organism: Cordyceps fumosorosea ARSEF 2679
Lineage: Eukaryota; Fungi; Ascomycota; Sordariomycetes; Hypocreales; Cordycipitaceae
Product: Zinc finger, C2H2-type/integrase, DNA-binding protein
Exons: 2
Coding region: 1-1518 (505 amino acids)
Biological process (GO): regulation of transcription by RNA polymerase II
Cellular component (GO): nucleus
Source: RefSeq, a predicted model, not a curated record
AUGAAUAAGAGAAGCGCCGAAACUGAGUCGCUGGAGGCAUACCCUGCCAAGCGACCGCACAAUGACACGCUCGACAGCACCUACCCGAUUAUAGACGCCGGCGAAGACGACAUCACGACUGCCGAGACGCCCAACUCCUUCGCAGGAGAUGUUGACUCCCCCCUGACCGUCGCCACGACACCACGGGCCCGGUUCCCCUCCGACCUGAAGACGCUGCCGUGCACCUGGCCCGGCUGCCCCAAGACCUUCAACCGACCGGCCCGACUACGAGACCACCUCAACUCCCACACGAACUCAAGGCCCUUCAAGUGCACCUACGAGGGCUGCGAUAAGGACUACAUAGAGGACAAGCACCUGAAGCAGCACAUCAAGGCGGUGCACACCAACGAGCGCAGCCACGUCUGCCCGCGCGAGGGCUGCGGCAAGACCUUCGUCACGGGCACCCGGCUGAAGCGGCACCAGGCCGUGCACGAGGGCGCCGACCGCUUCCGCUGCGCCGAGUGCGGCCAGAGCUUCCGCAAGAAGGAGACGCUGCACAAGCACGUCCUCAAGGCGCACCGCGGUGAGGCGCCGCACCAGUGCGCCGAGCCCGGCUGCGACGCCAAGUUCGAGUCCAAGGGGGCCCUCAAGCGGCACCACCAGCGCGUCCACGGCGAGCUCAAGUUUUGGUGCAGCGACUGCGCCGUGUCACCGGGCCCGGACGGGUCCGAGGAGAAGCACAUCGGCUUCACCACGCAGGCGCUGCUGCAGGCGCACAUGCGCGCCGAGCACCAGGACUGCAUGUUUUGCGAGUUCCGGUCGUCGUCGCAGGCCGAGAUGGUCGCCCACGUCGACGCGCGCCACUCGGGCAAGACGCUCGAGGACCGCCGGGCGCACGCGUGCGACCGCCCCGGCUGCGCCAAGAGCUUCACCAAGCGCUCCAACCUGCGCGCCCACCAGCGCAUCGCCCACGACGGCUUCCGCUUCGUCUGCGGCGAGGUCGACCUCGCCGGCGUGGCCGGCCUCGACGCGUGGCGCAACGCCGACGGCUGCGGCGACAAGUUCUGCACAAAGGUCCGCCUCGAGGACCACGUCCGCUACGUCCACCUGCGCCAGGAGCGGCCGGCCAAACCACCGCCCGCCGCGGCGCCUCCGCCCACCUCGGACGGCGAGGGCGCAACGGCGGAGGACCUGAUUGAGGAGCUCUCCGGCGUCCGCACGCAGAGCAAGAAGACCGUCGCCUGCCCUCACUGCCCGCAGGCGUUUGCUCGGUACUACGACCUCGAGCUGCACGUCGCCGCCACCCACGUGGUGGCCGCCCCGGAGGGGCUCUUUGCCGAGAGUGCCGAGGGUCUUGACCAGGGGCACUUCAUUGAGGCCGGCGGGAUGCUAGGCAGCGACGAUGGCGUCUUUGCUGCCGAGAUGCACUACGGCGCGCCGCGCGACGAGUGGCUGGACGACCAGUUGGGCAUCAUGAUGCUGGCGCGCGACUCGCCCGCGUUGGAAACCCCCAUUGAUCCUACGUUGGGCAGUGUAUAG